Messenger RNA from Gossypium arboreum, 1047 nucleotides. Its product is annotated as thioredoxin-like protein YLS8. Gene Ontology annotation, cellular component: U4/U6 x U5 tri-snRNP complex; spliceosomal complex; U5 snRNP. The coding region runs from base 440 to 868 and encodes 142 amino acids. Gene Ontology annotation, biological process: mRNA splicing, via spliceosome. The record is from RefSeq and is a predicted model, not a curated record. The transcript has 2 exons. Lineage: Eukaryota; Viridiplantae; Streptophyta; Magnoliopsida; Malvales; Malvaceae.
CACGGUGAGAACAACCAAUGUCUUUAUUUAAACAACAGAAUAUCAUCUAAAAAAGCAUCAUCAAUUAGCACUAAAACCAAGCUUUAACAAAAUUUCAUACUGCCAUUGUGAAAAUCGGAAUAAAUAGGGAUCAAAUAUUAUAUUAACCCUUUAUAAAUUUAAAAAAGGUCAACGGACAAGACGAAUCUUAGACUUAAGACAGGUGAUCGACAAACUAAUCACGUGGCAUGAGUUUAGCGGGCGGGAGAUCACAAACCAAUCAUACACGCAGUGUGUAGAAGGCUGAGGACCUUUCCAGAGCGUUCCUUCAUCGCCAUGCCCAUAGCACCAUUUUCUAUAUAAAUAAAAAAUAUUCAGAUUUCCAUGGCUUUCAGAGGCCAAGCCAAAGGGAAGGGGGAAUAUUAAAGCAAAAAAGACUGAUAAGAAAGGGAGAAAAACGAUGUCGUACCUGUUGCCGCACUUGCAUUCGGGGUGGGCCGUCGAUCAGGCCAUCCUCGCCGAAGAAGAACGCGUUGUCAUCAUCCGUUUCGGCCAUGAUUGGGACGAAACUUGCAUGCAGAUGGAUGAAGUCCUUGCUUCAGUUGCCGAAAAAGUAAAGAACUUUGCCAUAAUUUACGUCGUUGACAUAACCGAAGUGCCCGAUUUCAACACCAUGUACGAGCUUUACGAUCCGUCGACGGUCAUGUUCUUCUUUCGAAACAAGCACAUCAUGAUUGAUCUCGGCACCGGAAACAACAACAAAAUCAAUUGGGCACUCAAGGACAAGCAAGAGUUCAUCGACAUCGUCGAAACCGUAUACCGCGGGGCAAGAAAGGGUCGCGGUCUCGUAAUUGCUCCGAAAGAUUACUCGACUAAGUACCGGUACUGAUUAUAUCUCAAUUUUGAAACACUUUAAAUGUGAAUAAUGCUACAUUGCUAUGCUUGUAUGAAUGUGAAAUUGCGUAGCUUUUACGAGUAUUUUAAGAAAGAUGAAGAGUUAAAAUAAUUAGUUGAUCGGUAUAGACAUUUAAAAGAUUAAAUUUUACUAUUAGUCCCUAUAUUUGUAAA